AUGACAGGAGAGAUCGACUAUUCGGUACUCCACCCCUUGCUGCGCGUACCAGUCCACCAUCGUCCAGCCGGGCGGUGGGGUGGCGAGCUUGGUGUUAAUCUCGAGUGCACCAACUUUCUCUCGCUGACUGGGGGUGGCCUCGAGAGGCAGGUCAUCAUCACGGGCUCCGAAGGCGGGAAACCACGUCCAACUGUUCCCACUCAGAAGGAAGCGCCGGAACGCACGCCGCGCUACACGCCUUGGCUUAUGGGCACACUGGAGGAGAAGGUAGGUGAGAUCUACCUGGCGACGAGUGCGUCGGGGAUGGUGGACUGGGGCGACCUGUACCCGGGCAACACGUUCAAGCAUCCGGACGGCCGCACCGUUCUAUGGGGCUGGAUGAUCGAAGAGAGCUUGAACGACGCGGCCCUCGAGGCCAAGUCGUGGACGGGAUGCCUUGGUAUGCCUCGCGAGAUCUUCCUCGCGACGUACGACGGCGUCACGGGUACCUUGGCAUCGAAGAUGGACGAGGUGCAGAGCUUUGAGGUCCUCUCGGCCUCCGACGGCCUGUGCAAUGUCGCGACGCUUGGCAUCCGACCCCUCGCACAGCUGGCAGCUUUGCGGGGCAAGCAGCUCUUCCACGCCAAGCUCUUCGACGGCGAGCGCCUCCCCAUUGCUCACUCCACCCCGCUCGCGCGGGCUAUCGAUGCGACGUUCGACAUCACGGACGACACCGAUGAGGUAUCACUUCACGUCCGGCACAGCGCCGACUACAGCACCGCAACACGCAUCACGUUCUAUCCUAAGCACGAGACGAUUGUGGUGCACCGCGACGCGUCCAAUGCCGAGCGCACUAUCGCCAAGUACGAUGAGGACGGCCCGAUGACUCUUCUCCGCACCGAGGGCGGGAUGGAGCGCCUAAGGCUGCAGAUCUUCCUCGAUCAUGACGCCGUCGAGGUGUUCGCCAAUGACCGCUUCGCCCUGGCGACGCGCGUGUACACUGACUCGGGGGUCACGGGUGUGUCGUACUCGGGCAAGGGGGCCGCGCGGGUUGAGGAGCUGGACCUUUGGGAGAUGAAGGCGACGCAGUAG
Messenger RNA from Apiotrichum porosum, 1071 nucleotides. RefSeq lists its product as uncharacterized. Gene Ontology annotation, molecular function: sucrose alpha-glucosidase activity. The coding region runs from base 1 to 1071 and encodes 356 amino acids. The transcript has a single exon. Gene Ontology annotation, biological process: sucrose catabolic process. The record is from RefSeq and is a predicted model, not a curated record. NCBI's taxonomy places the organism in Eukaryota, Fungi, Basidiomycota, Tremellomycetes, Trichosporonales, Trichosporonaceae.